Molecule: messenger RNA, 3409 nt
Organism: Ooceraea biroi (clonal raider ant)
Lineage: Eukaryota; Metazoa; Arthropoda; Insecta; Hymenoptera; Formicidae
Product: hexosaminidase D
Biological process (GO): carbohydrate metabolic process
Molecular function (GO): hexosaminidase activity
Source: RefSeq, a predicted model, not a curated record
UCUCGCGUCUCUCAGCAGUGCCAACAGACCGCGCGCAUAGUGUGCGCACUACGUCUGUUCGACCAAUCCGAUUACGAGUCCACUUUCUGCCUCGCCGCGAAAAGAAUUUACUGAUCACUGACAGAUUCCAACAGAAACUGGAUUGCGGAAAGCGUCUCUCGACUUUCUUCGCGCUCGAGUGAUCGUGUCAGUGCAUCCAAACGCACAACGGCAGUUCUUCGUCCCUCUCCUGUUUUAAUCGGUUCUCUCGAGGCGGGAAUGCGAGCCGUGUACGACCCGACAGCGACAGAGAACGUCAAACGCGUUCUUCACGUUGUUCGAUAAUCUCUGUUUCUCGCUCUUACUUCCUCACUCUCACACUUGAUCUCUGUGGUGUGACGAUGCUCGCGAGAUCAUACGAGUUGCGAAUAAUGUCGGCACGAUAAGUUUUUUGUAAUCCUUGGUCCUUGGGGAGUCGAGCAGCGCGCUCGACGGAUACUCAACGUCAUGACGCGUCUACGGGGUCGCGCCUCGCUGAUGGCCGUCGUGUCGGUCAGCUUCAUCCUGCUUGUCGUCAUUUACCAUAUCCUGAGCAAUGAGAUCGACGAGAUGUCGUCGGGUAAGAUCGGUGCACGAGUGAGGACAGACGACGCGUAUCCCCCGGAUGAACUCGCGGACGGCUCUCAGGGCGCUGCCGACGGCACUCCGCUGUUCAAAGGCCACAAGAUCGUCCACCUCGAUCUCAAGGGUGCCCCACCGAAGGUGAGCUAUUACAGCUACCUGUUCCCGCUGCUGCGUAAGCUAGGUGCUACCGGUGUACUUAUGGAGUAUGAAGACAUGUUUCCAUUUACUGAGGACAUCCAUGCUGGUAAUGCAUACUCUAAGAAGGAUAUCGCACAAAUACAAAAUAUAGCUAAGAAUAAUCAGCUGACUGUUAUACCACUGGUGCAAACCUUUGGUCAUAUGGAAUUCGUCCUCAAGUUGGACAAGUAUAAGGAUUUCAGGGAAGUUCCACGUUAUCCACAAGUUCUGUGUCCCACUUACAACAAAACGCUUCCGUUAAUAUACGAGAUGAUCAACCAAAUUGUAUCUGUUCAUCCAGCAUCAAAAUACUUGCACAUAGGCGCGGACGAAGUUUAUCAGAUAGGAGAAUGCUCAAGAUGCCUGGACGUCAUGACUAAGAAGCAGUGGGGCAAACGACAAUUGUUCCUAGAUCACGUUUCCUCGGUGGUAAAAUAUAUCAAAGACAAAUAUCCAGAAUUGACUGUGCUUAUGUGGGACGAUGAAUUUCGUGAUAUAUCGUCGCAAGAGAUCAUUGACAGGGGUUUGCACUUGACAAUCGAGCCAGUUGUGUGGAAGUAUACUACCGAUCCCGGUACAACGUUGACGGAUCAAUUGUGGGAGAGUUAUGCUGCGGUGUGGAAGCAGAUUUGGGUAGCGACGGCGUUCAAAGGUGCGACGUCACCAGACAGAUAUUAUACGGACAUUUCGUAUCAUGUGGAGAACCAUCAACGUUGGUUGGAAAUCAUCCAAAGAUAUUCGAGUCAAAUCACGUUCAAAGGUGUCAUGUUAACCGGCUGGCAGAGGUACGAUCACUUCAGUGUCCUUUGCGAAUUGCUGCCGGUGGGAUUGCCAUCUCUUGCUAUCAAUUUAGCCGUGCUACAAGCGUCGGAUCUAAAUAGCUUUCCCAUGGAAUUGCCUGCUCAUAUAUCCGAGGCUUUACAAUGCGACGGUAUUAUCUCAUUGAGCAUACCGGAACCGCAGUAUGGCUGGACCAAGUGCAGCUUCCACGGAGUAUCAGUAUACGCUGCUAUUUUGCGACUUUAUAGCUUGACGCAGGAGGUGAUGAAGAUGGAACAAGAUAAUACCUACAAAGGAUGGUUAAAACCAUACAAUAUUAAGUAUUCCUUCGCGAGUCCUAGUUAUGUCGAACGUGCGGUAACCGACCUGGACAGACAUAAAAUGGAGAUAAUGUAUAUCGAGAAAGAGAUGCGUACAGCUAUGGAAGAUAUUUAUGAUAAUUAUACGAUAGAAGAGUGGCUUGAGACAUAUAUCGCACCUCUAAACGAUAAGCUUAACCAACUGUGGGAGACUAAGGAGAAGCUUUUAGAGAAAAAUACAUGGUCAAGGAGACCUCUCAUAAAAAUUGAUUUAUAAUGGAAAACGCUAUUUUCUACAGAGUAGAGACGAAAGAUAUUAAUCAUAUUCUUUGUGGUAUAGUAAGAGACUGAGAAUUCCAUCAAGACGCUAAGAGAAAAGGACAAUUAUUCUUCAAAAAUGGCGUGGAUAAUCAAUGAAACGUAAAAGUUUUCAACUCAUAAUUUUACAUCUUGAACAAUCGUUACAUGUACAUAAUAUGUGAUAACUUGUAAUUUAAUAAGGAAGUAUCAAAUCCAUAUUGCACCGUCCGUAAAUAUUUUUAGCUAUCUCGUUCAUCUUAGUGAAAAUAAUUAUCUGAUAGAAUUAAUAAUUAAGAUUUCGGACUUAGAUUACGAGUUUCUUAAUGCCCUAGAACGUUAAUUACGUUCAUAUAAUAAAUAUCGACAUAUCGAUGAUAAUACUUCCUUUGAAUUCCUAAAAUUUUCAAUAAAUGCCUGUUCUCAGUGAUAAUUUAUAAUGAUACAUAGCGUAAAGAUACCAAUUUACUCGUAAAUGAAACAAAUAUAUGUUGUGACAAAUAAUUUAUUAAGAACUUUUUACAAUAUAAGAAAAAGAUUUAUACUUUAUGAUUUUUUAGAUUUAAAUUAUUUUAUUUGUAUUAUACCUACUAUAUGCACUAUUAUAUUAGACAAAGUUCUUCUUUCCAAUCAUGUGUGUACAGAUUACCCUUCCAUUCUUCGUGUUACGUCUUCUAAUUCUAAUUCUAAUUAUAAAUUGCCUGUUCGCGACAGAACAUGAUCUAUAACUAGAUUUUAUUGAUGCGUUCUUCAAAAACAUAUAUUUACAGUAAAUUUAAAUAGUUACAUAUUUAUCAAUAUAUUGACGUAAUAUCUGCAGUUUUAGUAAGAAUGUCGUGCCAUAAGCAGAUAAUUAUGAUUUAUUUGUUAAUUACCUGAGGCUGUACAAAAAUGAGAAAGAAUAUAUAUUCUCUGAAAUAUAUUCUUAUGAAAAUCGCUAUACGCCAUUUUUGUUUUUGCGCAGUUUUUCUAUAUUAAGUCUUCUGUUCCAUUUUAUUAUACGAGUUUUCGAGGAACGCAUCUUACAUAGCAUAAUAUUUAAUCAAUCUUUCUAUCAAUUUUGGAUUCUUCUGUAAAUUUAUAAUGUAUACACCAAUCGCGUUUUGUGCAUAACAUUAUGGGCUCUGUUAUUAUUAUUUGAUCAUAAUUAUCAAUGUAUAAAAGUAUUUUUAAUCUUGUUAUAUAGAUUUAUAUUGUAUGUAAUUAUUACCACAAUUAACGAGAUACGAUUAAUAAAUCUGUUUUUAAAUCUA